AUGCAUUUCUCGGACGGCCGAGAUGUACACCGAAUGAAGCCAUCCUAUCUCCGUGGAGAGAUCCCAGCAGACAGCCAGUACAAGGGCACACAAGCUCGAACUUUGCACUGGAUCGCACUUCCGUAUUUCAGCGUUGAACCGUACUCAGGCUUCGAAGCCGGUGCCGGAAGUGCCUCCGCCGUCCCAGCCCCCACCCUGCUACAAAGCCAGUUCUCCCACGUCGCCAAAAGUCGAGAUCUAAGACAGGCCGUUUUCGGGAUUGGAAAUAAUCUACAGCAGGAGGUUUGCCUUCACGUCCCACAACUUUGGUGUCUGAUAUUUGACAAUGGUAGGUUUCAGACUAUUAUGGUCUGUUUUGGAACUUGUGUCAUGUGGUCGAUACCGCUACAUGAAUGCCAGACAUGGUUUGCUUUGACAUCUUGUUUCAGCAAGUUCUGGCCUCAGAAGUUCGAGCUCCUUCACAACAAACGGAAGAUCACGGCAAAAGACUGGCCGGCAAUUUGGGACCGCGCUCGACAUGUCAAAAAUCAUGUUAAGCUGGAACUCUACUUGGGGUACGUAUUAGGGACCUGGAUCUACCGUUCUAUAUUCAGGUCUCGAGUGACUGACUUGCUGAGUGCACGACUUAUGGCGCCACAGCGCGGAAGACUACUCCCUGACAUUGCGAGCAAAGGGAAAGGGAAUAUGCAGAGCUCAACAAGUACCGCGCAUGAAGACACUUCAACGAAACCCGGUACUGCAGGAGAUGGCGGCUCAUCCUCUGCAACUGUCGAGACCACAGACGGAAGAUUCACCAACGCUAACGGGUUUGCUAUCUUUACUUGUAUGACUGGCGUAUCGACCCCAAACUCCGAUGACAGCGUUGAAGAUGCAUUACUCGAGCAGCUUGUGGAAAUCCGUGAUUGGCUGCUCUACAUGCCGAGCUUCGGUGACGCGAAAGCCUACAAGUCGUGUACUAAAGAUACGCGUGCUUCUGUGCGUCGCUACCUGGAGAAACGGGCGGCGGAGCUGAGUUCUGUCGAGUCGCAAGGUCGAAAAGACCAGCGUGCCCAGCGGGACUUUGAGGACAGGAUCGACAUCUUCAAUGCUGCCGAAACAAUCUUUGCCUUCUUCCUCUCCCUAGACUUUGAUGGGCCGACCGUGAGGAGAUAUUGGGGGGCUGUCAGGACCAUCAUCGGAGAGAAACGCGAGGGUCAACAUCGGUACCAAGCUUCCAUGUAUACCAUGAGACAUCAGCUGAGAAUGCAAGCCUUGGACUUGAGUCAGCUCAGCGAGAUUCUCUCUGCCGCCCAUGGCGCCGAUUGUGCUCAGAUCACCGUGCCGACCCAGAUUAUCGACGCCUGGAUCCAUCUACUUCUGGGCCUGGCCAGCUUCCCAAGAGACAGUGACCGUUCCGAGCGGCUGAUUGGCGAUGCGAGGCGAGCUGCAACAGAGGGCGCCAACAUAAUCAUCACCUCACUCUCCCCCAAGUCUCUCGUUGAGAAUUCCGUCAUCCUGCCCCUGGAGAUAUUCUCCUUGAUUAGCUUGAAGCUCAUACAAAGCGCCCCCAAUGUACCUGAUUCACCCUCGAACAAGGAAAAAGCGAACACAUACAGCGACGUUGCUCAGAUCUACCGCAACCGUCUCGACAAAAUUGAGACGGACAUAUCGAAGAGACCAAGUGACAGGGCCAAUGAAGAGAACCUCAAACUCGUCGGUGAGGAAAUCCAAGUCAUAUUGCAGACACUCCUCCAGCAAUAUGUCAUCUUUUCUCUGCUCUUGGAGAAUGCGAAUCAUGCGAUCGACAAUACUACCACUUUUAAAGAAAAACCGAUUGUCCAGGCUGCCGGUCACUCCAGGUCUAUGCUGGUGUUCAUCCAGUUGUGGAGCCGCGACCGUGAGCCUGGUUAUCGAGAUCAUCAACACCGAGAGACAGAGGUUCGGGCUUGGGAGUAUGGUCGGGAGCAUUCAAAGUUCGACAUGUACGACAACCCUUUCGCAUUUGACCUGGCCAGCGAGGAUAGCCUGUUCAAAGUCAAACCGACCGAUCCCGGCGGAUAUCGAAAGCUUCUUCUUCUCGAAUGCCACUCCAAGACUGACCUUUUGAAGCAAGAGUUCCAUCAGCUGGGAGCCAGGUGGGCGAACCUGAGGGCGAUGAGCCAAUAUGGCGCAGACACGACAAAAUUCCGACAAGACAAAGCCAUCUACGCCUUCACUAUUGUCACCGUCAUCUUUCUCCCCCUAAGCGCCAUAUCCAGCAUCUUUGGCAUGAACACGGCCGAUAUCAGGGACAUGGAGGAUAGCCAGAGGAUCUAUUGGGCCACGGCCAUCCCGGUGACGCUCGCUGUGAUAUUGUUCGGUCUUUACUGGAUGGGUGAGCUGGGAAAUACCUUCAAGUGGGUGUUUUGGAGUUUGGGAUCUUGGAUAUUCCGUAAAGUGGCGGGAGACCGCGAAAAGGGACGAAAGAUAGUGGACAGGUGGUUUGGACAGACGGACCCGGUUCCGCUGGGUCUGCCAAGUCAUAUGCAGCCGGCGUAUCCUAUCGGUCCGGAACGCAGGCCGACGUAUAAUCCAGAGAGACCCGCGAGAUCGGUUUCUAGUGACGAAUCUGUUGAUAUACGUUAUCGCAGCAGGUUUGUGUAG
Messenger RNA from Podospora anserina S mat+, 2622 nucleotides. RefSeq lists its product as uncharacterized. The coding region runs from base 1 to 2622 and encodes 873 amino acids. NCBI's taxonomy places the organism in Eukaryota, Fungi, Ascomycota, Sordariomycetes, Sordariales, Podosporaceae. The transcript has 6 exons. The record is from RefSeq and is a predicted model, not a curated record. Gene Ontology annotation, cellular component: membrane. Gene Ontology annotation, biological process: metal ion transport; transmembrane transport. Gene Ontology annotation, molecular function: magnesium ion transmembrane transporter activity; magnesium ion binding; cobalt ion binding.